CCUUUCAUCACGCGCCGGAGGGCUCUUCCGGGGCCAGAGCCAACCCACGGUGUUGCUGUCAGAGCUGCUCGGCGGGAGGGAGCCCAGGGGAGGCGCCCUCCCGAGGCCACCAUUGCCCAUGCAGACCACCCAGCCAUCUGGCUACUGAUGUCAUGAGUAACACGACAGUGCCCAAUGCCCCCCAGACCAACAGCGACUCCAUGGUGGGCUAUGUGUUGGGGCCUUUCUUCCUCAUCACCCUGGUUGGGGUGGUGGUGGCUGUGGUAAUGUACGUGCAGAAGAAAAAGCGGGUGGACCAGCUUCGCCAUCACCUGCUCCCCAUGUACAGCUAUGACCCUGCAGAAGAACUCCACGAGGCGGAGCAGGAGCUGCUGUCUGAUGUGGGCGAACCCAAGGUGGUGCACGGCUGGCAGAGCAGCUACCAGCACAAGCGAAUGCCCCUGCUGGACAUCAAGACAUGACGGUUCACGCCCCUCUUACUUGCUAUCCACAGCUGGCCCUAAGCCAAGCCUGUUUUCCUUGUGGAGUGGGCGACAGCCUUGCUUUCUCUAGCCUGCUUGGACCUUGCUGUGGCACAAUCCAAGAGGCCUCUGGAGUUGUUCCCAUGGCGACAGGCCCAGAUGUAUAGUAUCCGGUGUAUAUAUUUUGUAAAUAAACUUUGAUGGCUUCACU
Messenger RNA from Chionomys nivalis (European snow vole), 672 nucleotides. It is a transcript of the gene Smim29, whose product is annotated as small integral membrane protein 29. Lineage: Eukaryota; Metazoa; Chordata; Mammalia; Rodentia; Cricetidae. The record is from RefSeq and is a predicted model, not a curated record. The transcript has 5 exons. Bases 153 to 461 code for a protein of 102 amino acids.